UAUAUUUAUAUACCUUUAAACAUUGGCAGAUAAUUCGAACCCAAAUAAUGGCCACAAUUCGGGUACACGAGGAUCAAGAAAAUCGUAUUGCGGAUAUUCGCCGUGGUAAAGAAAAUAUCACUGUGCCCCUUCAAACACAAACCCUGCAGCCAUCGAAACGUGCAGUUUUGAGCGUUAUUCACAACAACUGCAAUCGUAAUUCUAAAGCGCAGGAAAUUUAUAAAGAUGAGAAGCAUCCAAAGACAAAAGCAGUUAUCCCUACGCAGUUUGAACCAUUUAAAAUCUAUGAAGAGAAAAAAGAAGAAGCUCUAUUUAAAAUUUAUAAAGAUAAACUAGAAGAAGAAACUUUGGUUGCCCUGAGGGACACGAAAGAUAAGAAAGAAGCGAAAGAUAAACAGGAUCUGACAUCUGACAGAGAGAGAGAGAAACCGAGGUUGGAAGUAAAUCCCAGAAGUGUCUCAAAUUUACCAAUAUUUUGCAAUGCCAAUAUUCAAGAUGUGCAUCAAAAAAAGCAAAAUGAAACAGUUUUUCAACGUGACAGUCCGAUGUCCUUGGAGAAAUCUAUACCUUAUUCGUCGUCCUCAAAAAAGGAACUUCAGAGAAGAAGGGACUCUAUGAAGGAAAUGAGAAUGAACUUUUUUGAUGUGGACGAAUAUAGGGCUGAUAUAUAUAAUUAUUUACGUGUUGCAGAGACACAGCAUAGACCAAAGCCAGGUUACAUGAAGAAGCAACCUGACAUAACAUACUCUAUGAGGUCUAUACUUGUAGAUUGGCUCGUUGAAGUAGCUGAAGAAUAUCGCUUACAAACCGAAACGCUUUAUUUAGCUGUUUCUUACAUAGAUCGCUUCUUAUCAUACAUGAGUGUUGUAAGAACAAAAUUACAACUUGUUGGUACAGCU
Nomia melanderi (Alkali bee) is the source of this 899-nucleotide messenger RNA. The record is from RefSeq and is a predicted model, not a curated record. Lineage: Eukaryota; Metazoa; Arthropoda; Insecta; Hymenoptera; Halictidae.